Dissoconium aciculare CBS 342.82 is the source of this 1122-nucleotide messenger RNA. RefSeq names its product alpha/beta-hydrolase. Lineage: Eukaryota; Fungi; Ascomycota; Dothideomycetes; Mycosphaerellales; Dissoconiaceae. Gene Ontology annotation, molecular function: hydrolase activity. The transcript has a single exon. Bases 1 to 1122 code for a protein of 373 amino acids. The record is from RefSeq and is a predicted model, not a curated record.
AUGGCCAUCCAACACUACCAACCCUUCAAGGCGGUCGCCGUCGUCAUCGCCGUCGCCAUCAAUGCCGCCCGCCUGCCCGUCUGGUUGAUCUCCUACAUCCUCCCGUCCCUGCGCCCCAACCCGAAAUGGUCCUUCAAGCAAGCCGUGCGCGUCCAGGUCGUCAAGAACUUCCUCGCGACCGCCGCCUACAUUGAGAUGAAGACCCCCGUCCCCCUCGCCCCCGGUUCCGAGAAGCUGCGAUGGGCCGUCUCGCCCGAGGCGAACCCCAAAUACUUCGUCGCCAUCGCCAAAGCCGACCCCAAGAUCGUCCCCGAGUCCAUGGGCGGCACCUGGUACCCCGCCGCACCCACCACCAACACCCGCCCGGGAUACGUCGUCCUCCACUUCCACGGCGGCGCCUUCGUCAUCGGCGACGGCCGCACCGCCGACGCCGGCUUCGCCGCCAAGACCCUGCUCGCCCACACGCCCGUCAGCCACGUGUACGCGCCGCAGUACCGCCUCUCCUGCAACCCCAACUGCCACUUCCCCGCCGCGCUCCAGGACGCCAUCACCUCCUACGCCUACCUGAUCGACACCCAGGGCAUCCCGGCCAACAAGAUCAUCCUCUCCGGCGACUCCGCCGGCGGCAACCUCGUCCUCUCCCUCGUGCGCUACCUCACCGAGCACGGCAAGUCCAUUGGCCUCGAGAAGCCCGCCGCCGCCUGGCUGUGGUCGCCCUGGUGCAACCCGUCCAAGUCGAUCACGAGCGAGGCCUUCGACAACAGCCCGCACGUCAACACCGACUACAUCACGGCGGCGUUCGGCAGCUGGGGCGCGAAGGCGUACGCGCCCAAGCCGGAGACGGGGCUCAAGAUCGACGACGGCUACAUCUCGUCGGUCGGCAAACCCUUCGCGACCGAGGUCCCGCUGUACAUCUCCACCGGCGAGAACGAGGUCCUCUUCCACGACGACGUCGAGCUCUACGAGGAGUUCAAGGCCGUCAAGGGCAACAACGUCACCCUCCAGAUCGAGGAGAACGCCGUCCACGACACCAUCCUCGUCGGCGCCAUCAUCGGCUUCGAGAAGACCGCCCAGGUCGCGGCCAAGCGCGCGGGCGAUUGGUUCAAGACGAUCGUCGCUUGA